AUGACGACGCCCGUGCUCGAGGAGCGGGGCCUCGUCGUGCCCGACGGCCUCUUCGAGAUCCCCGACGCGUCGCCGAGCGGCGCCGACUUCCAGAUCCCGAGCCAGUUCGACAACCCCCGGGGCCAGUUCCACGGCACGUCGACCUUCGGGCGCAGCGCCCGCGAGGACGCCUUCUCCUACCUGCGGUCCAUCGGCGGCGGCGGCGCCGGCGGCUGGGAGGUCGCCUGCGGCGGCGCGGCGCGCUGGUGCGCGUCCGGCCCCGGGCCCGAGCGCUACGAGCUCGGCGGCGAGGGCGACGGGUCGUUCGGCACCGCGCCGCCCGUGUGCGCGGAGUUCCGCGCGCCCAUGCGCAAGACGACCAAGGGCCGCACGGCCGAGGAGACCGUGCGCGAGCUCACGGAGCGGACCUGGGGCGGCGCGACCAUGGGCGCGGUCGUCGCGUGCAGCGUGCGGUCGCAGGAGCAGUACGCGAUGCCCCGGGCGCUGGACGCGUGCUACGGGUCGCAGUUCGCGCGGGCCGAGCGCUUCGAGAAGGACCCCAUCGACGUGCGGGCCGUCCCCGGCGCCUACGAGGACGAGAUCCACUUCGCGAAGACGACGGCCACGACGAAAGCCGCGGGCAACGCGCACAAGAGCUACACCAUCGGCGAGAGCGAGCGGCGCGUGGCCUUCAUGGAGGGCAAGGAGGGGCCCACGUCCUACAUCGACAUCAACGGCGAGGGCUCCUUCUACUACGACGUCAUCCUCGCGGAGAAGAAGCGGCUCCAGACGCGGCGGCCCUACAUGCUCUGCGGCGUGCCCCGCGAGUGCUGCCCCCAGGAGAUCCCGAAGCGCAAGCCGCUGCCGGUCUACGAGCACGCGGGGCUCCACAAGGUGCUGGCGGACCCCGCGUCCGCCAAGGCCGUCCGGAGGCACGGCCCGGACCCCGUCGACGCGGACGGCGACGACCGCCACAACCUCGCGCGCGCGUGGUGGCCCAACGCCAAGCCCGGCGCGUCCUGGCCGCCGCCGAAGCGGCGGCAGCCGGGCAAGAAGACGGUCGUGCGCCAGCGCAUGUUCGGGUCCGCGGACCGGCUGGAGCUCAUCGACGGCAUGCGCCACGCGGGCAAGCUCCGGUGCGCGGACGGGCCGGGCCCCUGCGCCUACGACCCCUGCGACCCCAACGCGCCGCCCAUCACGGACGAGGCGCGGGCGUCGCUGAACCUGACCUGCGGCUACAAGGCGCCGCCGAAGACGCCCGGCGGCCGCGCGCGGAAGAAGGCCGCGCCCAUCGUCGUGAGCUCCGAGGGCAUCCUCGCGCCCAAGAACCUCAUGGGCUUCCCGCGGCCGCCGAACUGGCUCGACUACCCGUCGCCCGCCGGGGACAAGAUCCUCACCAUGGUGUCGCCCGCGCGCCGCGACGUCCGGAGCUCGAAGUCGCGGCGCGACCUCAAGUCGUCGACGUCCCAGCGGCGCGUCCACGCGGCGGACUACGCCCUCCGCUCGUCCUUCUCGUCGCCCCCGCCGGAGCCCACGCCCGCCGCGGCGCUCGAGGAGUGGCACACGGGGAAGACGAUCUACUUCCUGUCGAUGACGCUCACGACCGUGGGCUUCGGCGACGUGACGCCGACGACCGUCGCGGGCAAGUGGUUCGUGACCGCGUACGCGCCCGCGGGCAUCGUCCUCGUCUUCUCCAUCAUCGCACGCUACAUGAGCGCCGCGGCCCUGGCGCUCCUCGGCGUCCGCGUCGUCGACACGCGGAGCCUGCCGAUCGACGAGUACCGGCCGCGCGACGUGUCGCGCGUCGUCAAGUACUGGAAGCGCUACCUGCUCGCCGCCGCGCCCGUGGCGCUGCUGCUCGCGGGGUUCGUGGUCGGCGUCGCCGAGUUCCGCAAGGGCGACGACGAGCUCGAAUGGUCCGACGCAAUCUACUUCGCGGUCAUCACGUCGACGACCGUCGGCUACGGCGACUUUAACUUCCACCACUCGCGGGGCCAGCGCUUCACGAUCGCGCUGUCCGCGUACACGAUCCUCGUCGUCGUCGUCCUCGCCAACUCCAUCGCGGAGCUCUUCGCGAUCCGACGGCGGCAACUUUUACGGGACGAGGACGUCUGCGACUUUGGCCCUACUCCUUUGGACCUCGAGGAGAUGCUCCUCGACAAGUACGCGGCGCUCUCGGCGGAGGACGAGCGCGCGGGCGCGGAGCCCGCCCUGUCCGAGGCGGAUUACGUCGUCGCGACGCUGGUCAAGGCGGACAUCGUCGACGACCAGAUCUUGUUCGCCAUCCGCCGCAACUUCCACUGGGACGCGCUCGCGGGAGCCACGAAGUUCUCGACGAUGAUUACCGCCGAGGACGUCCACGCGCUCCCGAAGCGGCCGUCGAGCGCCCAGCUCUGGGUCCCGGCGAGCCUCCGGGGCUCUGGACGCGCGCCGCCGGACGACGAGCCCUACGACGCCUGGCGCGCGCGCUACUGGGAGCCGCGCCUCGCCGCGCGCCGCGCGGAGCGGAGCGAGCGGCGCCGCGAGCUGCGCCGCCGGUCGAGCGCGUACGCGUGGGCCGCGGCCGCGGCCGCGAGCGACGCCUUCGACGACGACGCCGAGGACGCGGCCGGCGCCGCGGCCGACGCGCCAAUUAAGAAAACCAUCGGGUCAAAGAAGGGCCCGCCGGCGUGGUGGAAUUUGGGCCACGGCAUCGGGUGCCCCUUCUUCGAGGCCGAGGACCCGGGGUGGCACUGGGUCGGCCCCCGGGGCGCGAAGCAGACCUGCAACGCCACGCAGAAGAAGCCGCCGGAGAAGCGGGCCCGCCUCUGCCGCCAGACGGGCGCUUCCGGCGUCGCCGCGGCGGACGCGUGCCCAAACGCGUGCGUCCGCUGCUGCGCCGGCGCCUCGUUCCUCGACGCGUCGCCCGGCCCGCGCUGCGACGCCGUCGCCCGCGAGUUCGCGGACGCCGCGGCCGCCGCGGCGACGCUCGAGAGCUUCUGCGACGACCCGCCGCCGCGACGGCACGACGACGCGAACCGGACGCACUACCCGGGCCCGCGCGCGGUGGAGAGCGCGUGCUUCGGCAUAUUCCAGGAGGCCCACGUGUCCGCAUCGCCCGGCGACGCGGCGCUGAGCCGGGACAUGCAGGCGAGCUGCUGCAACUACCAGAUUUUGAACCGCGGGCGGAGGAACGCGUCCGCGAUCAUCCGGGGCACGAUCGAGGACACGCGCCGCUACCUCAUGUUCCCGCGGUCCCAGAUCGAGGCCGCGCGCCACUACGCGGCGACGUCGACGCGCGACGUCGACCUGAACUUCAUGGGGCGCCUCUACGACGGCGACGGCGACGACGGCGCGUCGCUCCUCGACUACGCUUUACGGAAGGACUACGACCCCGUCGUCUUCUCGUCGCGCGUCGCGGCGCGCAUGCGCGCCUGGGUGCUCCCCUUCGUGAAGCGCUACUUCACGGCGGACUCCGUGCUGCUGGACACGUCGGUCAAAGACGCCGCGACCCACGUGCCGCUCGGCGCCUACGACCGGUCCGUCGGCGGCGACGGCGCGCUCGCGGGCUUCCGGCCCAUCGCGCUCAACUUCACGACGGGGGCCACGACCUGCAAGAAGGCGACCUGCGACCCGGCCUACUACGAGAAACUCGCGCGGUCCCGGUUCACGCUCGCGCCCGCGGGCGACAUGCCCUGGUCCCUCCGCUUCUUCGAGGCCGUCAUGGCCGGCUCCGUCCCGAUCCUCUCGAGCAAGGAGCACGCGGGCCGCAACCACGCGGAGAAGACGCUCGGCUACAAGUACCUCCUCGUCUCCGAGUACGUCGCGCGGCGGAGGCGGUUCCCGGGCGCGGCGCCCUACUGCGCCGAGUGGGCGGACCACAACCUCGCGAUCUUUCUCGAGCACCAGUCCUACAUCGAGGACCCGGCCACGGUCCGCCCGCGCCUCGACCGGUGCCUCGCUGAGGGCUUCGCGUGAUUACUUUAUGU
Messenger RNA from Aureococcus anophagefferens, 3947 nucleotides. RefSeq lists its product as hypothetical. NCBI's taxonomy places the organism in Eukaryota, Pelagophyceae, Pelagomonadales, Pelagomonadaceae. The record is from RefSeq and is a predicted model, not a curated record. Gene Ontology annotation, biological process: stabilization of membrane potential; potassium ion transmembrane transport. The coding region runs from base 1 to 3936 and encodes 1311 amino acids. Gene Ontology annotation, cellular component: membrane. Gene Ontology annotation, molecular function: potassium ion leak channel activity. The transcript has 4 exons.